GCUCUCAUCUUGGUUCUUGGCAUCGACGUUGACCUGCCACCGGCCUCCUGUUGCCUCAGCUGCCUGCAAUCCCUUGCCCGAUUACCGAUAGUGUGCUCAGUGCAGUGCCCAGCUAUCCUAAGCCGCUCAAGACAUGACCGACAACCAGGAUGUUCUUCAGUUCCUAGAGGAUCUCGAUGCCAGCGGACACCCGUCUCCCUCUGUCCAGCUGCCCUCCAGCGCUGCCUCUGGAUCGAAAGACGAUGUCCUCAGCUUCCUGGACGAGAUUGCCAAUAGCUCUUUGCCAUCGGUGUCGCCCGUCCCCGCCGCGGCUUCGUCCACGGAGCCGUCCCCAAGCACCAAAGCUGCUCCGACCCCAGUCUCGGCCACAGCCGCCUCCAGGCCCGCAGCUGCAAACACCGGGGCCAAACAACAAUCCUCGUCCGCGAACACCAGCGCCAGCACCAACGCCAACGCCAACGUCAGUACUGGCAAUGCCUGGAACUGGUCCUCGAUUUGGUCGAACGCCCAGCAACAGGCGUCGCUGGUUGGGUCGGCGACUGUGUCGUCGCUGAGCAAAGGCUUGGAAACAGCCAGGAUCAUUGCCGACGAGACCACCAAGGCUGUCGUUACGAAUGAGGCCGUCAAGGACCUCUUCAGCGAAGGAAACAAAAUCAGCGACGAUCUCUCUAAAUUUACGCUGAGCUCUGUCAAUAACCUUGUCGACACGCUGGCCCCUCCUAUUCAACGAGCGAGCAAAGUGCCCACUGCCCUGCCUCUGUACGCCUCGACGAUCACGAUCUGGUUUUGCUUCGAGAGCUUUGACGACGACCGGGACCUGGACAUGCUCCACGACUUUUUGCAAUCGACCGUCAACGAGAUGUGGCUGGGUGGCAGCGGCGUGGAUCAUGUCGACACCACCUCGCCCCUGUGCGAGAAGGUGGUUGUGAACUCGGUCAAGGAUCCCGAGCCCAAAAUUGCCGAAGGCAUCGAGGCAGCCAUGUCGAAUGGCGAGCAUAUCCUUGGGCGUCUCCUCAAGCUGGCCGGAACCUCCAAGCCCGAAGCAGGCAACCAGCCUGUCGUCAGCCCUGAGCAACAAGUCUCGGAUGCCCCCGCCCCGUCGACAGCAGCGCCCCAGACCCUCUACGUCAUUCUCCAGCCCUUCACAACCCAGAUUGUCUCGCCGCUCCUGCCCGACUCCCCGCGGAUCCAGCUGCAGUAUCUGGUGAUAGCCUUGACGACGUCGCCCGACGGCAACAACAGCAACGGCGAGGUCUAUACCCUCACCAGCCAAAGCGUCUGCAAGUCUGGCGUCGAGGUGGAUGACGACGGGAAAGUUGUCAACGGCGGCGGCAAGUUGGACAAGUGGUCGCUGCACCAGCGGACCCGCGUGCUCGAGAAUCUUUUGACGGACUUGUGCGAAGAGUUCCGCUACCGAAACCAGGUCCUGCCCUCGACCGUCCACAAGACCGAGGCGGCAUGAGGCGGCGGAUCGGCGGCGGGAUGCCCGAUGUGGAUGCCCGAU
Messenger RNA from Polychytrium aggregatum, 1504 nucleotides. RefSeq lists its product as uncharacterized. Bases 134 to 1462 code for a protein of 442 amino acids. The record is from RefSeq and is a predicted model, not a curated record. NCBI's taxonomy places the organism in Eukaryota, Fungi, Chytridiomycota, Chytridiomycetes, Polychytriales. The transcript has 4 exons.